AUGGUUAUCACACGUAGCCAGAGUGACUUGACGGAGUUGGAGGAGCAGAGGCGGGCCUCUGAACGACGAGACCCGGGCCUGCUCGCAUCACUGCAGCGUCGGGAAGCGGAGAGGAUAGCUAGGGAGCGGAUGCGUCGCCUCUCCAUGGACCCGCCGGCAUCACCGCAGGUAGAACAAUCCACUUUAUUAGCCACUGAGCAUGCUGUCGCUGGACCUUCAUCUAGGUCAGUGAGGUCGACUACCAGCGCGACCACGCGCUUAAGGCUUGCCGAGUUAGAGGCAGCUGAAAAGCUGGCUGCUCUCACCCGUCGAGAGCUGGAAAUGGAAGCUGAACUGGUGAAAAAGCGGCUUGCCGCUGAAGUAUCUGUAAUUCAGGACGAUCAGGAGAGCGUGCAGGACGAGGCCCUGCACGAUGAUCACCAGCACCAGCAUAAUAAGGUAAGCCAGUGGCUGAAUACCCAUACCCCCGCUGCACGGGGGGAGGGGGCCGCACAUACUGCGGAAGAACACAGACCAGCGCGAGAUGAACGGCCGCGGGAGAGGUCGCCGUCUAGAAAUAGAAAUAGUAUAGAUCAACUUGCUGUAACAUUGGAAAAGAUGGCGCGCCCUCGGCUGAGGCAUACGGACCUGCCGGCGUUCUCUGGAACGGUGAGUGAGUGGCUUGCAUUCAAGGCAGCCUUCAAUGAUACUACCAAUAUGUAUACAGUGUCCACGGCUGAGAACCUUCAGCGGCUCAGGACGUGCCUCAAGGGCGAGGCACGGGAGGCGGUAGCAGCACUGCUGCAUACAGCAACUGAUCCGGCUGUAAUAAUGAGGACGCUGGAACAGUGUUUUGGCCGGCCAGAAAUGAUUAUCGACAAGGCGCUGGACGAGUUGAAACGCGUGCCGCGGCCCGGAUCUUCGGCGGCAGAGUUAAAUAGCUUUGCAGUUAAGUAUGAAAUGACAUUACGAAUCGAAGUGAAAUGCGAGUUGUUGAUCGAGUUUUAUAGAAUCCCAAUACUGAGAUCGAGAUGGUGUGACUUCGCCUGCGAUAACGAGGGUACUGCGGAGCCAGAGAUAUGUAGCCUAGCACGUUUUUUGAUGCGCGAGGCGGACAGGGCGCUGAGAUAUACUUACUCAACAGUAGCGAGCGCCUCGACUGCCGGUCAGAAACGGGAGGUCCGGCCUGCAGCAUCUAAGUUCCCAGUCACCGGCAAGAAAAAGCAAGGUGCAGUAUAUGCCGCUAUUGAGACAGCGGCCGAUCAAUGUUUCCUAUGUAAAGAAAACCACGCGCUGACACAGUGCCCCAAAUAUAAGGCCAUGGAUAUAGGCCAGCGCUGGGAGUUUGUUAAAGAAAACGGCAUUUGCUUUAAAUGCGCCGUCAAGAAACAUCGGCGCGUCUUAUGCCGGGCAAAGCCGUGCGGCCAGAACGAGUGCCGCCGGCCGCAUCACGUGACCUUACACUCCGAUCCUCCUGCCAAGAAGGAGGAAACAGUCACACCCAAGACACAGGCGGAGGAAGCAGUAAUGUCGGUAGCCAACCGAGCCGCCGCCGACAAUAGGGCCGUCCUGUUGAAGAUGUGCCCCGUGGUCAUAGGAGGACCACGGGGGGAGGUAAGGACCCACGCGCUCCUCGAUGAAGGAGCAACUAUCACAUUAAUUGACAGCAGCCUGGCAGAAAGUAUUGGCGCAGAAGGCACCGUGCGGCCACUGCACAUCUGCGGCGUCAACAUGUCCUCGCAGGAGGAGGACAGCCAGGUGGUCACCAUUAAGAUAAGAGGGGUGGGCAAGGAGUGCUCGCCCCACCAGCUUCAAGCAAGGACAAUUAAGGAUCUGAAGCUGCAUCAGCAAACAGUGCCGGCGUCGCUGCUUGGUUAUAAGCACCUGCGGGACCUGCCAGCAAAUGAGGUUUGUUACGCGCCUACACGUCCAGGAGUAUUGAUUGGAACGGAUCACUGGGAACACAUUGUCUCGCGGGAACUCCGGGUCGGAGGUCCGAACCAACCUGCUGCAUCAAGAACACAGCUGGGUUGGGUGGUGCACGGAACAGCACCUCGAACGCUCGUGGCCACUGAAGGUGGAGUACUACAUAUUCAUGAACGAGACAUGAAAGGUGAUAAUCAACUUCAUGAACUUGUGGAGGCGCAUUUCAAGAUCGAGGCCCUAGGUGUCACUCACAAGCCAAGAGUGAGCGACGCGGACCGUCGAGCACAGGCCAUUGUGGAGGCCACAACCACAGCCAUCGAGGGCGGCUACCAAGUGGGGCUGCCGUGGCGAGAAGACGCAGUGUCCAUGCCGCCUAGCUAUAAGGCGGCACUACGAAGACUGGUCAAAAUUGAACAGAAGAUGGACGCCACGCCUGAAUUCGCGGUGCAAUAUACAUCGCAAAUAGAUAACCUACUGGAUAAAGGUUAUGCAGUGCCAUGCGACGGGACGGAGAAGGCCAGCCCAAGUGCUGCAGCCCGAAGCAAUGGUGUGUGUCUUAACGACGCACUCCUGGAAGGCCCCGAUUUACUGCUCUCCCUCCCAGGCAUUAUAUUCAGAUUUCGAGAGAAGGCUGUGGCCAUCACAGCUGAUAUCCAAGAGAUGUUCUUGCGUAUAAAAAUACGCCCCGAAGAUCAGCCAGCUCAGCAGUUCCUCUGGAGAGGAAAGGACAGAAGCAGCCCGCCUCGAGAAUACAAGAUGACAAGUAUGAUAUUCGGCGCGGCGAGCUCUCCAUUCAUGGCGCAUUAUGUGCGCAACCACAACGCUGAGCUGCAUGGCGAGGAGUGCCCGCUGGCACUAGACGCCAUCACACGCCAUCAUUACAUGGACGAUUUGGUGGUAAGUUAUGAUAACGCCGACGAGGCACACACUGCAGUACAAGAGUUACAGAAAGUACACGCCGUCGCCGGGUUCACGCUGCGAGGAUGGAGCUCCAACGAUCCAGGAGUUCUGCGCAGCGUGCCUUCAGAGCUGCACACUACUGCACCUACACAACUGGGUGGUGAGUUGCCUGCCAGCAAGAUAUUAGGCCUAUACUGGAGCGCUGAACGUGACGAGCUCGGGUUCAACACCGCGAUGAACCGCGUGCCAGCCGAGGUGCGCAACCGAAAGCGCGCACCAACGAAGAGAGAGGCUUUGAGCGCAGUCAUGUCAAUCUAUGACCCGCUUGGGCUUCUAAGUCACUACACAGUAAGGGCGAAGAUUAUCCUUCAGAACCUAUGGAGGCUCCAAAUGUCUUGGGACGACUCCAUUCCACAAGAGGACAAUGAACAGUUCUCGGAAUGGUUGUCGCAACUGUCAAACCUAACCGAUUUAAAGCUGCCCAGGUGCUACGAGACAACCCACCAUGAUGAGCGUGAACUGCAUGUGCUGUGUGACGCCAGCGAGCAGGCAUACGCUGCUGUGGCGUACUGGCGGAUGCCGAAUAAGGACGGCGCCGCAGACGUCGUGCUGGUCGCUGCCAAGGCCAAGGUGGCGCCGCGGAAGGCGCAGACCAUACCGCGCUUGGAGCUGCAAGCCGCGGUCAUAGGGGCCAGGCUAGCCGAAGCUAUAAGAAAAGAGCAUCGGCUUAACAUAACAAGAACCGUCUACUGGACGGACUCAACCACAGUCGUGCAUUGGAUACAGCACGACGCGCGGCGAUACACGCCCUUCGUCGCGCAUCGCCUCGGCGAGAUCGCCGAGCUAACUUCAAAGGAAGAAUGGCGUUGGCUUCCAACGCAACUUAACGUGGCGGAUGACGCCACACGUUUAACUGCCGCACCCAUUGGUGCAAGUGAUAGAUGGUUUCAGGGUCCGAGUUUCCUCCAGAGCGGCGAGCACUGCUGGCCUUGCCGAGCCAGCCCCGAAGAUGACGACGAGCACGAGACGCUGCACGUCGCCGAGGCCCCUACAAGCUGGCUGCCUAACCCAGCCCGCUUCUCCCGCUACAACGUGCUGGUGAGGGCCACGGCGAGGGCGCUCUUGUUCGUUGACAAGUGUCGGCGCGCCGCCACCACGCUCGAGCUCCGCCACAUUGAACGGGCGGAGAAGGAGCUGCUGCGACGCUCCCAGGAAGAGAGCUUCGCGGACGAGAUGGCGCGCAUGCAGUCGGCGCGUCCCCUGCCACGGACGAGCCGGCUGUACAAGCUGGAUCCCGUCAUGGAGGACGGGCUACUCCGGGUGCGAGGCCGCAUCGAGGCGGCUACUGCACCAGCCGAAACCAAACGGCCAGUCAUACUGGACGGCCGUCACCCACUAACUAAGCUUUUAGUACAGAAGGAGCAUUGUGCUGCGGGUCACGCCAACAGGGAGCGCGUGACCAACGACCUGCGGCAGCGCUACUGGGUGCUGCGACUGCGCCCUACCGUGCGCGCCGUCGAGGCCAGCUGCGCCUUCUGCCGGCGCAGACGCGCCGUGCCCCGGCCGCCAGCUACAGGCGACCUACCCCGUGCCCGCCUGGACCCGUUCCACCGCCCGUUCACCAACUGCGGGGUGGACUACUUCGGGCCCAUGAACGUCAAGGUGGGCCGUCGCCGAGAGAAGAGGUGGGGCGCGCUCUUCACGUGCCUGACGUGUCGCGCUGUCCACCUUGAGCUGGUGGCUUCCUGUCAACGGACUCUGCCAUCAUGGCGCUGCGCCGCAUGGCUGCGCGCAGGGGAUGGCCGAGCAUCAUGUACUCCGACAACGGCACCAACUUCAGAGGUGCCGACGCCGAGCUUCGAGCAGCAUACAACGAGUGGUUGCCGGCCCUGA
Helicoverpa armigera (cotton bollworm) is the source of this 4698-nucleotide messenger RNA. RefSeq lists its product as uncharacterized. The record is from RefSeq and is a predicted model, not a curated record. The transcript is spliced from 3 exons. The coding region runs from base 1 to 4698 and encodes 1565 amino acids. Lineage: Eukaryota; Metazoa; Arthropoda; Insecta; Lepidoptera; Noctuidae. Gene Ontology annotation, molecular function: nucleic acid binding.